AUGACGAGGGCAUCUCCGACAGACCCAGUGCUGAUUAUAGGCGCUGGUAUCUCAGGGCUUGCGCUCGCUCAAGGGCUCCGUCUCAAUUCCAUUCCGUUUCGCCUUUUUGAACUACGUCCUCGAUCGCAUGGCUCCCAAGGCCAUCGCCUUCGUAUCUCUCCCGAGACAGUUACUGCACUAGACUCCAUCCUUCUUCCUCAAUCAAAAUCUCUGUUCUAUCAGACUGGCGCAGAGAAAGGAGCUUUCCAGCCCCGAUAUGUCGCUGCAAAGGAAUUUGUAUUCCCUUCGCCAACACCCGCCUCACAUUCCCAAGGUAUCCCCAUCGAUCGGACAUGGUUGCGGAAUCUGAUGAUGCUCGGAGUCGACGACGCAAUCGAAUUUGAGAAGGAGCUUACUUCAUAUGAAGUGAUAGAAAACGAUAAAGUAUGCGUCUCCUUCGACGACGGCUCUUGGGCGACCGGAUGUUUUCUUGUAGCUGCGGACGGAGUAAGAAGCCGUGUUCGCCGCCAACUCCAACCCCAUUGUCGACUCCUCGAUCUAGAGAGAUGGGUGAUUUGGGGCAGGACAUUGCUGACGGAAAGUCUCCGAGCUCGUUUGAGGGACGAUCAACUUACUUGGUUUAUGGCCAUUGAUAAAGAAGCCAACGUGCAGGUCGUUCUUGAACCAAUGGUGUGGAAGAAAAGUGUCACGGAGGCCUCGGAAUAUCGUCUUACUGAUUGCCACGACUACAUAUACUGGGCUCUGUGUACCGAAACAGCGCCUGGUGGGUUACUCCUGCCAAAAUCGGCUCGAGAAAGAAAGGAAUUCCUACUCAACAUUACAAAACAUUGGCACCCUGAUCUGCAAUUGAUCUUCAAUAUGGCAUCACACGAUCUUUUGACAUGUGUCACAGUCUUGUCUAGUAAACCGGAUAUCGAAAUACAGUCGUCUAGCCAUCGGGGCAAAGUCACUCUACUCGGUGACUCAGCACAUGUCAUGAGGUAUGUGUUCUUGAAGUUUGUCUCCUAAUCCGAUUUAUUUGAGGAGUGAGAUUCCUCUUCAAACUUAGAAGGAUUUUCUUUAUCUUGUUCUAUUCGCAUUAUCCCCAUAGAACAAGUCGGAAAGUUUAUACUGACACUCUAGCCAUAGCCCGAUGGGCGGAUCUGGUGGCAAUGCCGCAAUUCUCAACGCGGUGGAUUUGGCACAGACAAUCAAUAGGUAUGGAAUUUCGCAAAAGGCUAUGGAAGGGUUUGAGGAGAGGAUGUCACAGCGAGCAAAAGAAAAGAUCGAGCAUUCAUUUGAGGGAGGUAAGAAGUUUUGGAAAGGAGGAGAAUGGUUCCAGUAUCAGGAGAGUGAAGUUUGA
Hymenoscyphus albidus is the source of this 1342-nucleotide messenger RNA. NCBI's taxonomy places the organism in Eukaryota, Fungi, Ascomycota, Leotiomycetes, Helotiales, Helotiaceae. The record is from the annotation of a GenBank genome assembly.